AAAUAUUUAUAAAAUCGAAAGAAUGAUCGAACGCAUUGUAAGCAGAAAGUGAAAGUACAAUCAGACGAGUCUUGCCUGUACAAAUCUUUGUUGACGUUGAUAUCUGAUAUCCUAGUACACAAAUGGUUCUGGGUAAUUUCUUACAAUUUUUCAAAUAUAUACUUUUGAUCUGUAUAGCCAGUAGAAUUAGUGACACUUAUAAACCCAAAGAAAUUGUCAAUUUGAGGGGAAUUAGGAUUCACGCUCAUUACAUGAAGUUAGAGAUGAGUGACAAGGAGAAGAAAAAGUUAAGAUAUGCUUUGGACAUCGUCACAAGAAAAGUAUCAUCCAUCCUUAAGGUUAUACCAAUAGAGGGACCAUUGCUGUUGAAAAGAAAGGGCGGAUGUUUCAAAAAAUGGACACAAGGCAGAAAUAUAGAUAAAUGCAGAUUUUAUGACAGAAAAUAUCCUGCCGUUGGAGAGCUAUGUUCAAAUGAAAUUGAGAUUCCCAGGGAACACCUGACUGAGCUGUCUGUGUGGGGGGAGACAGAGGAGGAACCACUUGAUGUGAGGUACCCCCCGGGGGAGGGACUGAGGGACACAGAUUUUGUGGUGUAUGUCCAGGCAGUCAGCACCAGUUCCUGUUUAGAGGAUGUCUCUCAUUUGGCUCAUGCCACAUACUGUUACCAAGACGACAGGGGAAGACCUGUUGCUGGGUACAUCAAUGUUUGUCCUCAGAAGGUGUCUAGCCUAGCAAUGGACAGGAUCCAAAUGGUGCUACUCCAUGAACUGUUACAUACACUUGGAUUUACCAAACGCCUGUUUGAAGAUUUCAGACAAUGUUCUUUAACAGAUGAGCUGUCAGGUUUAUGUAACGACUCAGAUAUCAGGAAUAACCCUGUACAGACAGUUAAUGGGAUCCUAAGACUCCUCACACCAGCAGUAGAGAGAGAAGCCAUCAAGCAUUUUAACUGUCAACAGGACAAAUUUGGACCAGCUCUGCAGGAAGAGAGAGGAGUUCUCUCCCACUGGGACAGUUACCAGAUGUAUGGAUCUAUUAUGACUCCCAGUCCAGGACCACCACAUUUGACUUUCCUUGAUCGCAUGACUCUAGCCGUUUUUGAGGACAGUGGAUGGUAUGGAGUCAAUUACAGCCAAGCGGAUGAUUAUCAGUGGGGCAAAGGUGAAGGAUGCAAACUUCCAUCAUCAUCAGACCACAUGUGUAUUCCAGGAGAAUACGGUUGUCAUUUUCUUCACAAGGACAAAGGCAUUUGUAAAUCUCAAGGUACAAAGGGAGGCUAUUCUGUCUUUAUCCCACAACCAGGGCUUGAGUGCUCCAAGGGAUACAACUCUACUACAUCUGAUUUUGAAAUACUAUCAAGCCAGAGUCGUUGUUUCAGAUCCAAUCUUACUGCACAGAAUAUAUCUGUGGAAAUGACAGGACACUGUUAUCUGCAUCGUUGUGUUAAUGGUAUGUUAAAUGUUAAACUGAAGAACAUGGGAUGGAUGACAUGUCCAUAUGGAAAGUUUGUUAAGGUGGAAAAUCUUACAGGUGUGAUUUUAUGUCCAUCUAGAAAAGACAUCAUAUGCCCAAACGACACAAGCUUUACUAGCCUGUCAACAUCUACAGUUGUGUAUGACAUGACAGAGCCAACAGGGUCAGAUUUUCAUUCAUCUGCUUCCUGCUCUAAAAGGAUUUAUCUAUCGAACUUUACUUCAAACUUUUAUAUUUUCAUAGUGAUGUUACUCUCCACUGUUAAUAUUUGCAUUAUCAUUUUUCGUUUAUGAAAUUUUCUAUAUACGUGUCUGCGUUUUCAUAAAUGUGUACAUAAAAAGUUUCAUUCACAUAAAUUCCAGUUUACAGUUUUGAGACAAAGAAAACCUCAAUACUUUUGCUCUUGUGACUUUUUCAAAUGAUAUUGUCUAUUUUAUUAAGUUUAUAUAGCCAUAAGAACUCUAAUCCGACUAUUCAAUGAUCCUUGCAAUGUUCUAAUGAUGUAAUAGGAACAACAUUUUGUUCAACAUCUGUCUGUCUAUUUGUUAGUCCAUAUGCUUCAUGUACUUUUUAUCUUUUUAUAAAACUGUGAGAGCUCAGAUUUUUAAGGCAGCAUUUACAGUAUAAAUGUAUGUCCCAACAUACGUGUAUAUAAAUCAUUUCUGGCAUCUUAAAUUUCAUAUUUUCCUUUAGAAAUCCAAGCAUUUUGCUGGUCAGUCGGUUUACAUAGGUACUGAAAAAUAUAUUGCAAUAUAAUGUUUUUUUUGUCAAUUGAUUGUAAUAUGCUGAAUCUAUAUUAUUGCACAAACCUUCCAAUAAAAUUAUUUGAAAUGUUAA
Saccostrea cuccullata (small rock oyster) is the source of this 2310-nucleotide messenger RNA. RefSeq names its product ciliated left-right organizer metallopeptidase-like. Lineage: Eukaryota; Metazoa; Mollusca; Bivalvia; Ostreida; Ostreidae. The coding region runs from base 123 to 1766 and encodes 547 amino acids. The record is from RefSeq and is a predicted model, not a curated record. Gene Ontology annotation, cellular component: membrane; cytoplasm. Gene Ontology annotation, molecular function: metalloendopeptidase activity. Gene Ontology annotation, biological process: cell adhesion; proteolysis. The transcript has 14 exons.